This is a messenger RNA of Penicillium antarcticum, 4995 nucleotides long. RefSeq lists its product as uncharacterized. Gene Ontology annotation, molecular function: catalytic activity; nucleic acid binding; zinc ion binding. NCBI's taxonomy places the organism in Eukaryota, Fungi, Ascomycota, Eurotiomycetes, Eurotiales, Aspergillaceae. The record is from RefSeq and is a predicted model, not a curated record. The transcript has 2 exons. Bases 1 to 4995 code for a protein of 1664 amino acids.
AUGGCGGGACGGGCCGCGAUGCGAACCCCUGAACCGCCCGACCGCGACGAACGCGAAGAUUCGCCGCCGCGACUAGCGAGACCGAAACGCACCACUCGACCACCGAACAACUACGCUCGUGAGCAGGAAACUGAUACCGAACGGCGGAAGACGCGUUCCCAGCAAAAUGAGAGGAGUGAGCUAGGAGACCGGCGUGACGAGGCAACUUCGGACGACGCCGUGACCGAGCGCGAAGAGCUCGACGUCGGCGGUUUGGUGAGAGAGAUCACCAAACUCAGGCGAGAAAUCAGACUCCGUGACGAAAUACACAAAGAAGAACUUCAGAGAACCAGAGAACAGUUCGGUGCCGCCCUCGCGGAGGUCCGACACGAGCUACAGUCCCUGACGGAUAGAACCACGACACCGCAAUGCCACUCUGAGACGUGUUCUCAGAACAACCACGAUGCGAUCCUGCGCGAAAUCCAGUCCUUACGCGAGGAAAUCAGUGUCCCCGCUGCUGCAGGCUCUCCUUCCUACGCAGAUAUCGCGCGCACUCCGCCGUCCAGUUACCCAAGCCACAUACGGACCCUUUCAACGCUGAACACGACGCCCACCACCUUUACGGACACGCUGUAUUGCACGAUAGACACUUCGAAGAUGGUAGACAAAGGGACAGGAUUGACCUCCGCAGGCUCGGUCAGGGCAAUGGUUGAGGCAGAGAUGCGGUCAACAGAGGACCAGGCGCACUGGCGCUGUCGCGCUGUUACCGUUGACCCGAAAAACGCCAACCGGAUCAGGAUCGCCUGCCGCGAUGAGGAUGAACAGCAGCUGGUCAAAAAGGCUGCAGAACAGAAAAUCGGGGCGGGAGCCCGUGUCCUCCGUGACGAGCUCUACCCGAUCAAAGUCGACAGUGUCAACAAGGCCUCCGUGCUGGACGAGAACGGUGAGAUCCGAACAGAAGCUGCAGCAGCGUUUAGUGAGGAGAAUGAGACCAACGUAGCCAAGAUUUCAUGGCUGAGCAGAAAAGAGAGUGAGAAGGCCUACGGUUCAAUGGUGGUCUACCUGACCAAGCGCAUCGACGCGCGAAGGCUCUUGGCCGACGGAUUUUUCCACGCGGGGGGAGAAUCUGGUGUGACUAGUGUCUUCGAACACCGACCGCGACCGACACAAUGUUACAAGUGCCAAGAGAUAGGCCAUAAGGCAUUCCAGUGCAAGAACGCCCAGAAAUGCGCGAAAUGCGCUACAGAGGGCCAUCGCCACAGCGACUGCAUCCAAACGGUCCCAAAGAAGCAGGGUGCAGUGCACGAGAGUUUAUUAAACGACGAAGAUACUGAGAACGCAGUGGCGCUAGCGAUUCAGGAACCCCAAGCGAGGAGGAUUCAAGGCCGGCUCUUGACCACCCCAAUGGGGCAUCACAAGUGGACAAAGAUGGUGCCCUCCACCUGGAGGGAAGGGAGAUGGGCGAUCCGGAGCAUGCUCUGGGUCAACAAAGAAGUCGAAGCAGAGCAAGUCCCUAUGGAUUCUCCAGACAUCACAGCAGCGGUGAUUAGGCUCCCCGAGCGAGUGGUCUUCACGGCAUCAGUCUACGUAGAAGGGGGCAAUGUCUCCGCUUUGGACGAUGCGUGCAGUCGUUUACGCGGUGCGAUCACGAAGGUACGACGGGACACCGGUGAGGUGGUCGAUAUUUUGAUCAUGGGGGACUUCAACCGACACGAUCAACUUUGGGGUGGAGACGAAGUGUCGCUGGGAAGACAAGGGGAAGCGGAUCCGAUCAUCGACCUCAUGAAUGAGUUCACGCUCAGUAGCUUGCUCAAACGCGGCACCAAGACAUGGCAUGGCGGCGGACAAAGUGGAGACUGCGAGUCCACCAUCGAUCUAGUCCUAGCUUCAGAGGAUUUGACGGAAUCCAUGACGAAAUGUGCUUUACUCGAGACAGACCACGGCUCUGAUCACUGCGCCAUUGAGUCCGUGUUCGACACCCAGUGGUCGGGCCCAAAGCACCAAGAGCGACUUUUACUGAAGAAUGCACCAUGGAAGGAGAUUAACGCCAGGAUUCAGAAGGCUCUGGCCACCCUUCCGUCGGAGUGCACUGUACAGCAGAAAACGGAUCGACUGAUGGCGGCAGUUUCGGAAGCGGUGCACGCUUUAACACCGAGGGCGAAAGCAUCACCCCAUGCGAAGCGAUGGUGGACAACUGAUCUCACUCAACUCCGUCACAUAUACACGUACUGGAGAAACCGCGCUCGCUCCGAGCGACGGGUAGGUCGAAGAGUACCUCGGCUUGAAAUGAUGGCCCAGGAUGCGGCCAAACAAUACCACGAUGCCAUCCGCAAACAAAAGAAGAAGCACUGGAACGAUUUUCUCGCAGACAAUGACAACAUCUGGAAAGCCGCCAAGUACCUCAAGUCGGGGGACGACGCCGCGUUCGGGAAGAUUCCGCAGCUCAUCAGAGCAGAUGGAACUACUACCAACGAUCACAAGGAGCAAGCGGAGGAACUGCUAUCCAAGUUCUUCCCGCCUUUGCCAGAGAACAUCGACGAGGAAGGAGUGAGACCACAAAGAGCGCCUGUAGACAUGCCAGCUGUCACUAUGGAGGAGAUAGAGCGGCAGCUGUCAGCGGCCAAGUCGUGGAAGGCACCUGGUGAAGACGGCCUACCGACGAUCGUUUGGAAGAUGACGUGGCCCACAGUCAAGUACAGGGUCCUCGAUCUUUUUCAAGCCUCGCUGCAAGAGGGCACAGUGCCAAGACAGUGGAGACACGCGAAGAUCAUACCGCUCAAGAAGCCGAACAAAGACGAUUACACCAUUGCAAAGGCAUGGAGGCCUAUCUCACUCCUUGCGACACUCGGAAAGAUACUCGAAUCGGUGGUCGCAGAGAGGAUCUCGCACGCGGUGGAGACGCAUGGACUGCUCCCGACGAGCCAUUUUGGGGCCCGAAAGCAGCGGUCCGCAGAGCAAGCACUGGUGUUCCUGCAGGAGCAAAUCUAUGCGGCGUGGCGCGGCCGGCGAGUGCUGAGCUUGAUCAGCUUCGAUGUCAAAGGAGCCUACAACGGAGUAUGCAAAGAACGACUUUUUCAGAGGAUGAAAGCCCGAGGCAUACCACAGGUCCUGCUUCGUUGGGUUGAGGCCUUCUGCUCGGAACGAACGGCGAACAUCCUGAUCAACGGGCAAUUAUCUGAAACUGAAAGCUUGCCACAAGCCGGGUUGCCGCAGGGCUCGCCCCUGUCUCCGAUUCUAUUUCUUUUCUUCAACGCAGACCUCGUGCAAAGACAGAUCGACAGCCAGGGAGGAGCAGUCGCUUUCGUGGAUGAUUUUACCGCGUGGGUGACCGGUCCGACCGCGCAGAGUAACCGGGAAGGAAUUGAAGCCAUCAUCAACGAGGCGCUCAACUGGGAAAAGAGAAGUGGAGCGACCUUUGAAGCGGACAAGACGGCUAUCAUACACUUUGCUCCCAAGAUGCGCAAAUCGGACCAUGAGCCGUUCACCAUCAAGGGGCAGACGGUGGUACCAAAAGACCACGUCAAGAUCCUAGGUGUCGUGAUGGACACAAGACUCAAGUACAAGGAACAUAUUGCGAGGGCAGCGUCCAAGGGUCUUGAAGCAGCGAUGGAGCUUCGGCGACUCCGUGGUCUAUCCGCAGCGACUGCGCGGCAGCUCUUCACGUCAACGGUGGCACCGGUCGUAGACUACGCCUCCAAUGUCUGGAUGCACGCGUGCAAGGAUAAGGGCAUGGGACCAAUCCACCGAGUCCAGAGAGUAGGCGCGCAAGCCAUUGUGGGGACAUUUCUGACGGUCGCGACUAGUGUCGCAGAGGCGGAGGCUCACAUAGCUACUACGCGGCGUCGAUUCUGGAAACGAGCCGUGAAAAUGUGGACAGACAUCCACACCUUGCCGGGAACCAACCCUCUCCGCCGGUGUACAGAUCAGAUCAGAAAGUUCAGAAGAUACCACCGCUCACCACUGUAUCAGGUAGCCGAUGCGCUUAAGCACACCGACUUGGAGACUUUGGAGACGAUUAACCCCUUCACGCUAGCCCCGUGGGCGGAACGCGUGCAGACCGAUGGUGGUGAACAGCUUGAGGGCCCGGCCGAAGCGGGCGGGUGCAUGCAGGUCGCGGUUAGCAGUUCAGCACGGAACGAGCUGGUGGGUUUUGGAGUGGCCCUCGAGAAGCGACCACCUCGAAAUCGAAAGCUCAAACACAAAGCACUAUCCAUCACCUUGGCCGCAAGAGCAGAGCAGAAUCCAUUCUCUGCGGAACUGGCAGCCAUGGCACACGUAUUGAGCACGGUGCCAGGGCUGAAAGACUACAGGAUCACACUGCUCACAAGCAACAAAGCGGCGGUUCUCACACUCAGAAACCCUCGACAGCAAUCUGGCCAGGAAUUCGUCUGUCGGAUAUACAAGUUGAUUAAAAGGUUGCAGAGAAACCGAAACCAUGUUCAAUUCCGCUGGGUUUCUGCCAGUGAAGACAACAAGCUGCUAGGCCUGGCUAAAGUACAGGCUAGAGCCGCGACACAAGAAGACGCCCUCCUACAAGAAAGCGCCCCAAGGAUGAAAUCGACCACACUGAAUCUCGCACGCUCUCAAGCAGUCCCCAGAAAUACCCUGCCAGCGGACGUCGGAAAGCAUGCCAAACGAGUAGAUGCAGCACUCCCAGGAAAACACACGCGACUGCUGUAUGAUCGCUUGUCAUGGAAGGAAGCGACCGUGCUAGCCCAACUCCGGACGGGCAUGGCGAGACUGAAUGGAUACCUCUAUCGAAUCAACGCGGCCGCCACUGAUCAGUGUGCAUGCGGACAGGCCAAGGAAAAUGUGGAGCACUUCCUCUUUCGAUGUCGGAAGUGGACCGCACAUCGGACGGAGAUGCUACAAUGUACCGACACCCACCGAGGGAAUCUAUCCUUCUACCUGGGAGGGAAGUCGCCCUCCGACGAUCAAAAGUGGACGCCAAACUUAGAGGCAGUACGGGCCUCAAUACGAUUCGCCAUAGCCACAGGCCGCCUCGAGGCCACUUAA